UUGUUACCGCCACUACCACUCUAUCGUAGAAUAAUGAAAGGUCAUAAAUUCUUACCAUUAGAAAUGAAGAGUUUAGGAGAUCAAUACGUUCGAGAUGAAUUCAAACGGCAUGCAGGGAUUGAUAAUCCAUUACAGGUUGUAGGAUUUUUAACCCAAUGGAAAGUAUACUUGGACAAUAUCGAAACGCAAACAGGUAGUGCAGAUGGCUUUAGAGGAAAACAAUUGGAUAUGGAACAAUUUGGUAAACUUUCGGAUGAACAAUUGUAUCAAUUACACGAAUUGAUGACUGUUACACGCGAAUUG
Molecule: messenger RNA, 303 nt
Organism: Meira miltonrushii
Lineage: Eukaryota; Fungi; Basidiomycota; Exobasidiomycetes; Exobasidiales; Brachybasidiaceae
Product: ACN9 family protein
Exons: 1
Biological process (GO): mitochondrial respiratory chain complex II assembly; succinate metabolic process
Cellular component (GO): mitochondrial intermembrane space; mitochondrion
Source: RefSeq, a predicted model, not a curated record